Mollisia scopiformis is the source of this 793-nucleotide messenger RNA. RefSeq names its product proteasome-domain-containing protein. Lineage: Eukaryota; Fungi; Ascomycota; Leotiomycetes; Helotiales; Mollisiaceae. Gene Ontology annotation, molecular function: threonine-type endopeptidase activity. The coding region runs from base 65 to 754 and encodes 229 amino acids. The record is from RefSeq and is a predicted model, not a curated record. The transcript has 6 exons. Gene Ontology annotation, cellular component: proteasome core complex.
CUGGCUUACUUCGGUGUGAUUCUUCGAUACUCUCCUCCCGUACUUCUCCCAACAAGUAGUCAAUAUGGACUUCGGAACCUCAGGAAUGCUUAAUGAGGAUGGCAUUCACAUCGAUAUGGAUCGCCUGAAGAAGGGUGAAGUCAACCUUGGAACCUCGAUUAUGGCAAUCAACUUCAAGGACGGUGUUAUUCUGGGCGCAGACAGCAGAACCACGACUGGAGCAUACAUCGCGAACCGAGUCACCGACAAGCUCACCCAAGUUCACGAUACCAUUUGGUGCUGUCGAUCAGGAUCAGCUGCAGACACGCAAGCUGUGGCGGACAUCGUUCACUAUCAACUGGGGAUGUACGGUAUCAUGAACGGCAGACAACCAACGACGCAAACAGCAGCCGCGAUGUUUCAGGAGCUGUGCUAUGAGAAUAAGGAUAGAUUAAGUGCUGGUUUGAUCAUUGCUGGUUGGGAUGAGAGACAUGGAGGUCAGGUCUAUUCGAUACCAUUGGGAGGAUCAUUACACAAGCAACCGUAUGCUAUCGGAGGUUCAGGUUCUACCUAUAUCUAUGGUUACUGUGACGCCAACUGGAAGGAGGGAAUGGAUGAGCAGGAGGCUGUUGACUUCGUCAAGGGUGCUUUGCAAGAGGCGAUCAAAUGGGACGGAAGCUCUGGCGGUGUCAUCAGAAUGGUGGUCCUCACGGCCAAGGGAGCAAACAGGCAUUUGUAUCUGCCAGAUACCAAUUACACCGUCCGUCACCAAUAGGCAAAUGUACAAUUAGAAUGGAGCAUUAAUGGCAUGGAG